Molecule: messenger RNA, 1719 nt
Organism: Lindgomyces ingoldianus
Lineage: Eukaryota; Fungi; Ascomycota; Dothideomycetes; Pleosporales; Lindgomycetaceae
Product: MFS transporter
Exons: 5
Coding region: 106-1719 (537 amino acids)
Biological process (GO): transmembrane transport
Cellular component (GO): membrane
Molecular function (GO): transmembrane transporter activity
Source: RefSeq, a predicted model, not a curated record
CUCUUUCUUUUAUUAUCGUGUUGUGAACUUUUCAAUCUUACUUUUUAACGGUUCUGCGAUCAAGUUUCUGCGAUCAGAGUUGAGAAAGACCUAGGAGCGAUCAGCAUGGCCGCCAGAUCCAGCAACGAUGCUGUUCACACUGCACCAGUGGUCGUCUCCACCAGUGGCAACGAUGCGAAAGCAGACAUUGCGCAAGUCGAGCGCGUCAUGUCUACCACAGACGAACCUUUUGAAAAAGACCAUAUGAACUACGAUCGAGUAGAUCAGGAACUCGCCAAAUAUGCUCACGCGACUCGGAUUGAGAUCUCGCCCGAAGAGAAUAAGAGACUCAAGAGGAUGAUUGAUAAGAGAGUCCUGCCAAUUAUGGUGUUUACCUAUUUUAUCCAGGCGCUGGAUAAGGGUACUAUGAGCUUUGCUAGCAUCAUGGGGAUUCGAGAGGAUGCGAAGUUGAAGGAUAAUUCGCAGUACGCAUGGCUAACAACCUGCAUCUACAUCGCGGUCCUUAUCGUCGAAUACCCUACAAAUUGGAUGAUCCAACGCGUUCCCAUAGCCAAAUACCUGGGUUUCAACAUCCUCGCCUGGAGCACGACCCUCGCUCUGCACUCUGUCUGCUUUAACUUCCCUUCUCUCGUCGCCGUCCGCACUCUCCUCGGCAUCUUCGAAGCAGUAUGCCAGCCUACAUUUCUAGUCCUCAGCUCCAUGUGGUAUAAGCGUGAGGAGCAAGCCCAGAUUGUCACUUAUUGGUAUAUGAUGAACGGUAUGCAACAAAUUGUGGGGGGUUUGUUGGCGUACUGCUUUACGCUGAUUGACAGUCCACCGAGUCCGUUGAAGAGUUGGCAGGCCAUUUUCCUGACAUAUGGGUGCUUUUCGGUUCUCUGGGGCCUGUUUGUGUUAUAUUGGCUUCCAGACAGCCCUAUGCGUGCAAAGUGCUUCUCGGAAGAAGAUAAAUCCUUGAUGAUCGAACGAGUCCGUUCAAACCAAACAGGCAUUCAGAACAAGACGUUCAGGGCCUAUCAGAUCAAGGAAGCACUACUCGAUCCGCAGUCGUGGUGCUAUUGCUUGAUUGCCAUUUGUACGACCCUUCCGACAUCAGGUCUGGGGGCAUUCUCGCAGAUCAUCAUCAAAGGUUUCCACUUCAACACUCUGGAGACACAGCUCCUGGCAAUGGUGCUCGGUGUUGUCAUUAUUCUGACAUUGCUGAGCUCCACAUGGUUAGUCAAGAGGACUGGACAGAAUCUGCUCAUCAUGGGCAUCUACGUGAUCCCCUCCUUCAUCGGCACCAUCGUCCUUAUGACUGUUCGAAACCACAACAAAGCCUCUCAAGUCGGCCUCCUAAUUUCCUACUACAUUGUUCUCUCCUUCUGGGCGGCCCAAACUCUCUCCAUGUCCCUCCUCUCCCGCAAUAUCGCUGGCCAAACUAAGAAAACCGCUGUAGUAGCUAUGAACUUCAUCGCUUGGGCUACUGGAAAUGCCAUCGGUCCACAAGUCUUCCUAACUCGCGACGCGCCAAGAUACUUCAUCGCGUUCAGCACACACAUGGGAUGUUAUGUGUUAUUGGUAUUAGUGAUUGCAUUUUUGAGGUGGGAUUUAAAAAGCAGAAAUGCAAAUAAGGACCGUUUGGCCGAGGCAGGAGUUAGGGAAGCAAACGAUGAGAGUUUGGUGCAUGCUUUUGACGAUUUGACGGAUAGAGAGAAUCCGAAUUUCCGGUACAUUUACUAA